UUUGGUGUGUAUGUUUAUUGUUGAAGCAAAUGUUCUCCCCAGGGGCACAAUUCAGGCUGUAGGAAGAACAUGAAUUUCACAUGAGGAGCAUUAGGCAGCAUCCCUGAAGGGUGGAGCUGCUGGGGACACAAAGCAAGUUCGAAGUGAUCAGUAACUUUGCUCCAUGCAACCUCUGAUCUUCCAGCAGCAGUGGCAGAGUUACUUGGCAAGCACUGCAGGCACAGCUCCCACACGUUUGUCUGGCAUUAACAUCCCAGAAUGAAAGACAAAAGUUGCAAGUUAUAUCUGCUUCCAGUAGGCCUGUUAUUAUCGAUUCUGCAUUCUGCAAUGAUACCAGAAGUCUUAUCAAUAGACACUACCACUUCUUUGAGUUCUUCUAUAGGAGUCUCUGCCAUGACGUCAGUUACUGGACCUAGCCCAAAAUCUACUGAUUCUAGCCCAGCACCAACUGAUACUUCAGAGAACCCAAGCACUAAACAUGAAACAGAUUCCAGUAGCAUGGACACAACAUCAAUGGGAGCAACAGUUAUUCCCCCUGCAAGUACAUCUGUGGCCAUGACCACCAUAGCAACUACAACCACUGCAACCACUAUUGCAUACAGUGCACUGAAAUGCCGUUCGUUUAAAUGUACCGGAUUGAACUGCUUGGCAAAUGAAGUAAAUGCAACAGUUAAGCCCUGUCGGGUGGGAAUAUCCCACUGUGAGCUGCAAAAAGUUGUGGGUUCUGGAAAUACGAUCUCCUAUGAGGGUGGCUGUAGCAACACCUGUGCCACAAGCAAAAGCUCCUGCGCCAGCAUUCCAAAUGCAAAUUGUUUCCAAGAGUGCUGCAAUGCCAUUAAGACAGGCUGCUGUAUGAUUCUUGAUGGCCAAGUGCAUUUUAAUACAGCCAUGGACAUUAGCAGGAGAUCCAUCGGGAAUCUUUUUUCCUUAGCUCUACUUGUGAUUUUUACUUCCCAUUUCUUUUCCUCCCUCUAAGAUUGCAUGUAAAUUAUUAAAUAUUGAUUUAGUUCAUCAUUGGAUGCUGAAAAUACAGGGCUUGUGGAACUUCAUAAUCUUUGUUAAUGCUUAUUAUAACACACUGAUUUCUCAGAAGAGGGUGAUGGGAGUAAAGGGCCACCGCAUGCAAACAAGUCAUAUGAUUGGGAGGUCAUGCUAACUUCAUUCCACUGGCAACUCUUUGCAUUGCUAAACUACAGGCACUUGACUGGUAGGCUGGGAGUAUAAGUAGACAUCUUUAUGAGUAUAGUGUAAAAACUCCAUUCGGGAAUAUUUUAAAUAUGUUAGAAAAAUAGGUCUAAUAUUUAAAAAAAAUGCAUCUGCAAGAAAAGGAAUAUUUUAUACUGAUAACAUUAUAUAUCAUAUACAACCAAUAAUGUUGUAUAAUGUUUUAAACUACCCUACUAUAAUUGCCAGCUGACCCUAAUUUGCUAGGAUAUUUUUGUGAGCUUCUUUUAUUACUGAUCUUUACAGCAACCCUGUUGUUUCUGAACAAAUCCCCAGCACUCACCAAUGGUAGGCAAAGAUUACACCACACUAAAGACGCUGUAGUUCAAAAGCAUCAACAUUUAAAUUUUUAGAAAACUAUUCAAUAAAAUACUUGAGCUUGUGUAAAAUAGUCUGAACUGCCAUUAUAUAUAAAUAUGUAUAUUUUAUAAAUACAGUCAUAAAUGGUUCUUCAUCUAAAAUUAUGAUAGGCUUCCAGAGAUGCAUUCCCAUCCCCACCCCCAAAGGCAGGAAAAGGUCAUUUAACCCCUCCCAAACCUUUUCCAAUGUUGAAGCGAUGGAUUCUGGGAGUUGAAAUCCCUCUGCUUUCCAUGGUAGGCACUGAACUAAUUCUCUGCCAAUGUCCAGAGGAAGACCAUCAUGGCAUCCACUCAAUCUAGGUCUACCACGUUUUCAUCUUCACCACUCCAUGGGUUGUAGCAGGUGAUAUAAGAAGUGAAUAGCCAUGACAUGGUGACCUGUGAUUGGCUGCAUUGCUCAGCAAUCAGUGGAGAGUUCUGCCCGGGUUCUAAAAUCUGGUAUUGCUUUUUUGUAUUAAUCAUCUUUCAAUUCAGGCCCUCUUCUAUUCAUGUCAUAGUCUCUCAUUUAAAUCAAUGCAUGGUUGCUAGGGUAAUUGGAUCAGAUUGCUGAAAUUGCAAAUUGGAACACUCAAAAACUACAAACAAUAAUAAUGAAAAACAAUUGUAAAUUGUCUGAGAAUAUCACUCAUUACAUCAAACAAAAAGUUAACUCAAAAGAGAACAACCCCUUUUUAGCAAAACUUUUCCCUUUAUGAGAUAAAAAAAGCAUUGUUAUUCCCUACCUACUCCACCUUUGUGGCCCUCCGUGUCACUUAACUUUCAAUGGAUCUUUUGCUUUCUCCAGACUUCAGUAAUAUAAAAGUAGAUAUUCAAUUAUUUUACCCUGGUAUGGAAACUAUGAAUUGUAGUGUAUUACCUGCUAGCUGACAGAUGCUGGUUAUUAAUACAGUUGUUGGUCUGACAAGACUAAACUUGAUGUUUGGUUGACUAUGUAGCUUACUUGUGCACCUAUAGUAAUAAAGGAACCCAUAUCUAUGCUGCUUGAAAAGUUAUGUACAACUCAUUCACACUUAUACAACUGGGCAGUAACCCAGUUGGAAAAAAAGGCAUAGGGUACAUAGCAGAUAACAGAUAAGCCUGGUAAAAUACCAUUCUAUUAUACAGAGUUUAUCUGCUAUGUAACCUAACGGUAUGCCUUUCCUCCUUUUUUCCAGCUUGAAUGGCAGCCUCCCUGGCUUGUUUAUAUACACUAUAGUAGUCUUUCAGAAGCAAACAUAGAUCUUUAGAUUGCAGGGCAGCUGUACAUUAUAUAUUAAUUACCUUAAUACACUUUAAAUUUUUGGUGGGACUGUUCCUUUAAGUAAACAUUUAUUGUAUGUUAUAGAAUGGCUAGUUCUAAGCAAGUUUUUAAUUGGUCUUCAUUUUUGUAUAGUUUUUUUUAAUAAUUUGCCUUUCCAGUUUUUAAAUGGGAGUCGCUGAUCCCAACAUCCAAAACACUCUUUAUAUGUGAGGCUACAGUUUAGUUGAUAUUGUUACUUUUUAUUAAUUAUCUCUCUCUCUCUUUACACCAUCUCCUAUUCAUAUUCCAUUCUCUCAUUCAAACCACUGCCUGGUUGCUAAGGUAAUUCGGACCACAGCAAACAAAUAGCUGCUGAAUUUCCAAACUGGAGAACUGCUUUACUAAAAAUUAAUGAUUAAAAAAAAUAUAUAAUGCAAAAAUAAGACCAACUGCAAAUUGUCUUAGAACAUCAAUCUCUACAUCAUACUAAAAGUUAACUUAAAGGUAAACAACCCCUUUAAGAGACUGUAUUGGGUAAACGCUAUAACAAUGUGUGAAAAUCAUGUUCAACUUCAAUUUCAACUGCAAUAAAGAUUGAUAAAUA
Messenger RNA from Xenopus laevis (African clawed frog), 3406 nucleotides. RefSeq lists its product as uncharacterized. The record is from RefSeq and is a predicted model, not a curated record. The coding region runs from base 259 to 975 and encodes 238 amino acids. Lineage: Eukaryota; Metazoa; Chordata; Amphibia; Anura; Pipidae. The transcript is spliced from 6 exons.